AUGGUGUCGUGCUUGUUCUCUACACUGCUGGGUAACACUUUAAAAAAAAAGACCCUAAAUGCUAAUGCGUUGAGGGUAAAGGGAGGAGGGAGGGCAUCCCGCAUGAAACAAAUUACACCAUUUCGCACAAAAAACGGUCAUUCGAGUGUAGGCAAAAGCCGAUUUUCAGCGAUCAUGAGUAAGAAUUGUCACUACGCUUGUAGUACUGAAUCGUACUUUGGAAAAACAACUAGCUCCCGCUAUCAUAAACGUAAACGUGUUACAGCUCUUUGUCGAUGUGAGCGUAGCUCUCCAAGUCUGAUCACUCAAAAUUUCAACAAAGUGUAUAAGAAGUUACUCACACGAGAGAUAGAUUACACUUGUGUGAAAACAAUGAACGAGCGACAAAAUAUCUGCAGUGCGACUUGUUAUGGCAAAGGUCAUGUGUUCGUCACUGCAGCUGAUGAUGAAAGUUCACUCGAACUAAAGGAAUAUAGUCCGCAGUUCUUACGUGUGAGAAUGGGUGUCUUCCUGAGCAUACUUAUUGGCUACUCUUGUUACUAUUUAACAAGGAAUAGCCUUACAUUUACUGCUCCGGCAAUGGUUGCUACGGCAAGCCUCGGAUUGGAUAUCACUUCAAUUGGAGUGAUUACCUCCAUUUUUCCCCUCUGUUACGGAUGUAGUAAAUUUAUUAGUGGGGUAGUUGGGGACGCUUUAUCCCCGAGCAUUAUGCUUGGCGGUGGUUUAGUUGCCACAGGUUUUGUGAACAUUAUGUUUGGUGCUAGUUCAAUAUUGCCCGUGUUUUGUGUGCUAUGGGCUAUGAAUGGUAUUUUGCAAGGUUUUGGUGCACCAAGCUGUGCAAAAAUCCUCACCUCCUGGUUUGCCUCCAAGGAAAGAGGAACUUAUUGGGGUAUGUGGAAUAUUGCCCAUAAUUUGGGAGGCUUUACUGCACCUAUCUUGGCUGGGACCGCUGCUCGUACAUAUGGGUGGAGCUGGGGGCUCUGGGCACCCGGUUUUGUUGCAGUAUUUGUUGGUGCUGUGAUUAUUCUCACUCUUAAAGACUCUCCAGAAGCCAAAGGCUUUGAGCCUGUUGAAAAUAUAAGAAACGACGAGGAGGAAAAAAAUCAACAAGUGGAACAAAAAAUUAAUUUAUGGGAGAAUUUACUUCACAAUGUCCUUUCAAAUCCUUUUAUAUGGGGACUUGCGUUCACAUAUUUUUGUGUUUAUAUUGUUAGACAAGGAAUUACAUCUUGGUCAGUUUUUUAUUUAAUAAAAGAGAAGGGUGUUAUAGAUGCUGGUGCAGCAGCAGUACGUGUAUCUGGGCUUGAGCUCGGUGGCCUUGUUGGAAGUCUAUUGGCGGGUAGAAUAAGUGAUUGGUAUAUAGCGAGUUCGAAUGGUGGAGCUGUCGGCAAGCGUAUCCAAAUUGUGAUCGGAUACCUUGUCGGAGUGGCUUUCAUGCUAUUAUCAUUCAGGGCCAUCCCUGCAGGUAUGCCGUUUUUGCAAGCACUGAUCGUAUUUAUGAUUGGCUUUUUCCUGUAUGGUCCUCAAAUGCUCAUUGGCUUAUGUGGAGCUGAAAUCGUCGGGCGACGUUCGGUAGGUGCUAGUGAGGGCUUUCUAGGAUGGAUAGCUUAUCUAGGUGCUGCAAAUGCUGGUGUGCCUCUUUCGCUUCUUGUGCAACAAUAUGGGUGGGAUGCCUUUUUCCUUUCCCUAAUUUGUGCGUGUGGAAUUGGGAUAUUAUUGCUAGCACCACUCACAGGAGCAAAAAGUUAUCUACAGCGUCAGAACUAA
This is a messenger RNA of Bathycoccus prasinos, 1767 nucleotides long. RefSeq names its product UphC Sugar phosphate permease, putative regulatory protein (gene UhpC). The transcript has a single exon. Lineage: Eukaryota; Viridiplantae; Chlorophyta; Mamiellophyceae; Mamiellales; Bathycoccaceae. Gene Ontology annotation, biological process: glucose-6-phosphate transport; phosphate ion transmembrane transport. Gene Ontology annotation, cellular component: membrane. Gene Ontology annotation, molecular function: glucose 6-phosphate:phosphate antiporter activity. Bases 1 to 1767 code for a protein of 588 amino acids. The record is from RefSeq and is a predicted model, not a curated record.